AUGGAGAGUGCGAACCCCUGGUUCCCUUCCGACAACACCUCCGUCCUGAAUCCGUCGCUCGCUACCCCUGGUAGUGCAUCCUCUCGUCCUCCCCCAGCUCCCCCCGACCCUCCUGACAUUUCCCCCACCCUACCCAUCUCCGAUUUCCCCCUUCUCUCCUCCAAAACUACUCCUCGGAAAUCCCAAUCUCCUAUGCAAAUUUCUCCAUCUCAGGGGACUGCAGUUAAAGAUUGGAAGUCUGGUUGUUCCACCCCUACUACUGGUGUCAAUUUGACUCAGAAAUCUCAGAUUUACUCUGAAUCUGGAACCACAUUACAAAUUCCGAAAACUACUGUUGACCUAAAUUUCAAAGGACUUAUUGCCCUUCCUCUCAAAUCCUCGUCUCCCUUAUACACUAACCGUGCUUCUGCAGCUCAAAACCGUGCCACUCAAGGUCAAAACUCGGGGUUCACAAUACAAAAGUGCAACAUCACAGCAAGUGCCGAUCUUGCUCCUGUAGAGUAA
Molecule: messenger RNA, 504 nt
Organism: Eruca vesicaria subsp. sativa (arugula)
Lineage: Eukaryota; Viridiplantae; Streptophyta; Magnoliopsida; Brassicales; Brassicaceae
Source: the annotation of a GenBank genome assembly